This is a messenger RNA of Fusarium odoratissimum NRRL 54006, 1868 nucleotides long. RefSeq lists its product as uncharacterized. The record is from RefSeq and is a predicted model, not a curated record. Lineage: Eukaryota; Fungi; Ascomycota; Sordariomycetes; Hypocreales; Nectriaceae. Bases 1 to 1779 code for a protein of 592 amino acids. Gene Ontology annotation, cellular component: cytoplasm. The transcript is spliced from 2 exons. Gene Ontology annotation, biological process: amino acid activation for nonribosomal peptide biosynthetic process; secondary metabolite biosynthetic process. Gene Ontology annotation, molecular function: phosphopantetheine binding; catalytic activity.
AUGAGUGAGCUCGGAGACCAAUUCCUAGAAUGGGUCCAAACAUCGAUUCACGUCCUGGGAGCACUUUAUGAUGACCUAACUCCGAAUCCUACCACUGUGGCUCCUGGUGGGUUCCCUAUGUGGCUACAUCCUAAGAAGGAUUGGACUAUCUUAACGUGCAACUUCGCGAUUUGGAUAUCGAUCCCUUUGAGCUCACGGGGAUACGAAGCCGCCUGGAUAUGGAAAUCUUUAUCAUCGGAUGGCAAUGCCGUUGGCCCACAUCGUCUAGAGGAUGCGUGGAAAGCUGUAGUUGGAGUACACAGAAUCUUUUCUACAAUACUUGCCGCGCACCCUAGUGAGGAUGGCUUUGUUCAAAUCGGGCUCAAUAGGCCGGAGACUCCAGUAACCCAAUAUCAGACUCCAACCUGCCCGGAGGACCUGCUAGCAAGGCAAUCUCGACCAAAGUUUACGGAUGAUCAAGCGAAGCACUCUUUCACCGUGUGCCGAUCCGAGGAUAGCAGCAUUACCUUCAGGCUCGAUAUCUGUCACUCUUUGUGCGACUCCUACUCUAUUUCGACUUUACUAGAGGAUGUGGUCUCAGUGUAUUCUAGCGAUGUCAUGCAGAAUGUGCCGCAAUUCAGUGAUGUUGUCAGGCAUAUCAAGAGGCGGCCUAUAUCUGAGACACUAACAUUUUGGACUUCUGUUCUACACGGAGUAGAGCCAUGUCAGAUUCCCGUAUCCAAGAUGUGCCAAGGUGACCCAGAACUAGAUAUCCACAAGACUAUCUCCAUUCUUUUUGAGUCGAUGACUGGGGUUACCGAGCAAUGUAAGCAGUUGGGGCUGACCCGGUCGACCUUUGUUCACCUUGCUUGGGCUUUGGUACUAUCUUACAUCACGGUUAUGGACGAAAGUUUCUUUGGGUACAUACUAUCCGGUCGAGAUGUUCAUGUGGAGGGUAUUGGCAGGAUCUUCGGGCCUAUGGCCAAUAUACUCAUUAACCACGCCGAUCUAGGCGAAUCUCUUGAAGCAGAUGCAGCCUUGAUAGCAAGAAAUCUCAAGAGCCACCGCCGCCAUCAACAGACUUCUUUGGCGGAGAUCAAUCACGACCUGGGGAAUAAAGAUGAGCGACGACGACUGUUCAACACCAUCGUAUCAUUGCUUUGGAGCAAUCCAUCGGGUGUCAAACGUUUGUACUUUGCGAAGUACCAUCAGGUCAGCUCGCACGAGUUCGCUUUCGUACUCGAAGACCAUCACCAUCCUGGCACCCUUGAUCUUGCUUUGCACUAUCGAACAGCGGGUUUUAGUCACGACGAGGCGCAAGAAUCCGGUACGAUACUGAUAUGGGCGAUUCAGUUCCUUUUGUCUGCAGGGCCCGUUUUUGCGUCCGCAACACGAAGCGCUAUGAUCGAGUCCAGCGAAUCAGAGGCGUCAGUCAGACCCCAAGACAGAUUCUUCCGCUACGUGACUGGUACAGACAGAAGAGUCACUUCCAGUUUCUGGAAGAGUCAGCUUGCCGGGCUUGGUCCCCCUGACCCAACAGCUCGAGACAGAUCUACCGCAGCGGUUGAGAGGGAUCAACAUAUGAAACUAGUGAUGCAGGACAUUGGCAACCACAGCAGCUUUUGUACUGAGGUUCCAGGCCGGGCAGCUUGGUCUACGGUGCUUUCACAAGUCUUCGAUUCCGAAGAUGUUAUCUUUGUGGCAGCCAUUUCUCACCGUCGAGCGGACGACCUUCUGGGGAUCAAAAUCUUUCCGGGAGUCGAUACUUCAGUGGUUCCAAUCAGAGCAUAUUUGGACUGAGAAUUGAAUCUAGUGGACUUCCUACUGAAAUUCCAGUCAGUGGCAAGAGAUGGGUCUGUACCAGGAGGCUCGCCUGGGCCGUAUCGAAC